UUCAAGAUGGCGGAAGCCCUGACAACUCAGGAGCAGCUGGUUGUGGAGGAGUUCCUGAGUGAGGUGCGUAGCCGGGAGCAGCCUCACAGUGCUGGGCUCGUCUCCCAACCUACAGCUGUUAAGUUUCUCAUGGCCCGCAAAUUUGACGUCUCCAGAGCCAUCGACCUCUUCCAAGCAUACAAGAACACAAGAAUCAAAGAGGGGAUCAUCAAUAUCAACCCUGACGAGGAGCCCCUACGCUCUGAGUUGCUGAGUGGAAAAUUUACAGUCCUGCCUGGGCGUGAUGCGAAGGGUGCUGCUCUAGCGCUCUUCACUGCUCGUCUCCAUCGGCCAGACGUCACCACCCACAAAGCUGUGCUGCAGGCCAUCAUCUAUCAGCUGGACAAAGCCAUAGAGAGUCUGCAAACUCAGAGAGAUGGGCUCAUAUUUAUUUACGACAUGACCAACUCCAGCUAUGGGAAUUUUGACUAUGAGCUCUGUGUCAAGAUCCUCAAUUUGCUAAAGGGGGCAUUUCCAGCCCGUCUAAAAUGUGUCUUCAUUGUGUCAUCACCUCUUUGGUUUCGAGCACCAUUUGCGGUUCUCCGCCUUUUUGUACGCGAGAAGCUGAGAGAGAGGGUGUGCACUGUGAAAGCUCAUGAGUUGGCCAGUCACAUCCCAGUCUCCUCCCUCCCUGAACACCUGGGUGGGACAUCCCAGUAUAGCCAUGUGGCAUGGAUCCAGUCGUGUGUCAACGUACACACAAAUACUGUUCAGGGUGAUACACAAGUACAUGACACACACGACUGUGUGGGAAGCCUUCUGCGCUCUUACAGCUUGGAGUGCAGCAAUACAAGUGCUACACUGUCCCACACCCAUAUAAAUACACAGUUAGGUUCUGAGCUAGCUGUGGCUAACUCUAACUGCUACGACGAUAGCAAUGCCAACCCACACAACCACUGUGGUGUGGUGGAAGGCAGGACUCGAGGCCCAGGCCAGUACCAGCAGAGCCCACAUUCUGCUGCAAACAGGCCGCAGGGGAACCACCAACACUGGAACGGCUCAGCUGUGAGUGGGGCCAACAUGGCUGUUAGUGGCUCUAGCCCCAAUGCUAACAUGAAUGGUCGUGGCCGCCAAGCUCCUCCCCAGUCAGACACGCCCCCUGACACACCACUUUCCCAGAAAAGUGAUGGAGAUACAGAGGAUGGUGAGGAAACAGAAUCGGCCCAAAGAUCUCAGAAUGAGGAGGUGAAAGAGGUGGACGAGGAGGAGGGUGAGGAAGAGGAGGGAGUACCCCCGUUGCCCCAGAAGUCUUUGCCUCGACCACCCCACCAGCCUUGCUCCCAGUCCCCACCACUGUCCUCAUCAUGGGGUCCUGAUGACGAGGAGCACUGCAUGGAGGUGUCUGUUCACAUGCCAGAAACGGGAGGAAUGACAGUGCAUGAGCUGGUGGAGCAUGUGAAGAGGCAGAAGAAGAAGGGGAUCUAUCAGGAGUACGAGGAGAUCCGCAAGGAGCCGCCAGCAGGCACCUUUGACUACUCCAAGACACUGUCCAAUCAGAUAAAGAACAGGUACAGUGAUGUUCUCUGCCUGGACCAGUCACGAGUGCGACUCUGCCAGCUCUGUGAUGAUGACGAUGAGACAUCAGAUUACAUUAAUGCCAGUUUCAUGGACGGGUACAAGAGGAGCAACGCCUACAUUGCUACUCAGGGUCCUUUGCCAAAAACUUUUGGUGACUUCUGGCGUAUGGUGUGGGAGCAGAUGGUACUUAUCAUUGUCAUGACCACCAGGGUGGUGGAGCGUGGACGUGUCAAGUGUGGGCAAUACUGGCCUCUUGAGGAUGGCAGAGCUGAGCAGCAUGGAUACUUUUUGGUCAGGAACACUCAUAUCCAGGUGUUCCAGGACUUCAAACUCUCCCAUCUUGAGCUUUACAACACUCGAUCUGGUGAGAGACGGGAAGUGUGCCACUAUCUCUAUGUGAGCUGGCCAGACUUUGGGGUGCCCAAGAGUGCUUCUGCCAUGUUGGACUUCCGUGAGCAUGUACUUCAAAGGCGGGACGCUGCAGUCCAGAGUCUGGGCUCCAGUUGGACAGGGCCCCCAGGAGGGCCUCCUGUGGUUGUACACUGCAGUGCCGGCAUCGGCCGCACAGGCACAUUUUGUACGCUGGACAUCUGCCUGUCCCGGCUGGAGGACAUUGGUACAGUAGAUGUCCGUCAGACAGUGAGGCGGAUGCGUACACAAAGGGCUUUCAGCAUCCAGACCUGGGACCAGUACUACUUCUGCUACACAGCAGUCAUCGAGUACGCCCAGCGCCAUGGGAAACUGAGCCCAGUGCAUUGGUCUGACUCAGACCUGGAGACUGACAGCGAGUGAGAGACACAUGGAGAGAUAGAAAAACGAAUGGGAUAGCCAACCUAAGCCAAUGUCAUAGGAAUGAAAGAUUGUGGAGUGGAGUAAAGGAGGGAGAUGCCUCUUCUGCCAUAAGAGAGAAGAGACAAAGGAUGGAGAUCUUGUUUUGACUCUAGUUGUAAUGACACAGACUCCCACAGUUGCUCUUCCUUCAGAUAAAUGAAUAGACAGAGGGAGAGGUGAAGAGCUUUAGAAAAAAAAUACAGGGAGUGGAGACUGUGCAUUGCGUCUCUGACUGAGAAAGCUGUCCUGCCAAUUUCCGAGCCCCUUUUUAUUUAGCAAACUACAGGGGAACUUGGCAUGCCCUGAACCUGUCUUGUUGACAAGAGCGUUGUACGAGUUGUAGCAUUUUUAUAUUGACUUGCACAUGAGGAAUGACAAACUUGAACUUUACCCCUUGAAGCCCUCCAAACCCGUCUUUGUUCCGUUUUUGUAUUACCUGCUCCUUUUCAACCCUGAACAAGUCUGUGAACACAGAUUAAUUGUGAGGGGUAUGAAAAGGGGAAAUCCUGAAAACAUCUUUUUUUUGUGUUACUUUUUUGACAGGAAAUGGUUCUGAGUGAGCAAAUGGUCAUAAAUGACAGUGGAUCUGUGUGUGUGUGUGUGUGUGUGUGUGUGUGUGUGUGUGUGUGUGUGUGUGUGUGUGUGUGUGUGUGUGUGUGUGUGUGUGUGUGUGUGUGUGUGUGUGUGUGUGUGUGUGUGUGUGUGUGUGUGUGUGUGUGUGUGUGUGUGUGUGUGAGCCAUUUAGUCCAUUUCUAGUUUUUAUUUUAUUUUCCAUGUCCUUUUUUUUUCUAUGGUGCAUUUUCUAUGUGUGUUUCAUAUUUGUGCAUAUGUAGACUAAAUUUCAAAGCCAAAGUCCUCACCCUGAAUGCUUGGAUGUACUCCUUACUGAGAUAUUAUAGACUGAAGCCCAUGUAUAUUCUUGUAACAUACAUUUAUACGUUAUUGUGCAUAAUAACAACCUCUGAAAGAAUAGCAAAAAAAGCCUUGUUUAAUAUAAUUGACUUAACCUUGAGAAGAAAUAUCUAUGUAGCGAGCCAGGCUAUGAAAACAUAUAGAGAAGAGUUCUGGUAUUAAAACUGAUCGUAUUGCCAGGUCUAACAUCAUCUUUACUGUUGGAGCGUUCUGAUUGGACGAUCUUAAGUAAUUUGGCCUUAACUUGAUUCACUGCCUCGUCGUUCUCAGACCUAAACCAUACCUGAAACUGUAAACUGUCUUAUCUCUUUUUUUCCUUACCUUUUCUGAUUCUUGCUCCCUUGAAACCACAACUGUUGUGUUUGAUUCUCGAGGCAUAUGCUGCCUCAGAUAAUUGUGCCUUCAAGUUUUCCUUCAAGCGUAAUGUCUCACAGUCCAGCUAGUGUAGUAAUAACACCCAAACUAGUGCACUUGCACAGUACAUGUUAACUGUGUCACACAGGACACCUACAUUUUGCCUAUAGUCCUGUACAUAGUACACUACUUCUGAAUAAUAUGAAAGUAGUGAGUUAGCUGGGACUAUAAGGCCUGGUUUGAGACAUGGCUAUUCUUUUAUCAUUUGACCUCAGGGGGUAAUUCUAGUGUUUUUUGCCUAGUGUCAAGGAUCCGUUUCUGGGUUUGCCUCUGGUAAAUUAUCAUUUAAAGAAAACUAUAUCAACUUUAUUUUGUAUUUUUUACUGUAUUGUAUCCUACUAUAUUUAUGUCUUUGUAAAACUUCAUUAUUGAAAUCAGUGAAUGUUGGUACGAUGCUACAAAGUAAACAAACCAGUUAUUGCAUUUGAUAAGCUGAACAAAUCAGAUGGGGAAUGAAAUAUAUUUUUUGUUGUUCCCAAUGAAAUUUGGUGUAAAAUGUCACUUGCCAUUGUAUUUUCAGAACUGACUUGUAUAAAUGAUGA
Molecule: messenger RNA, 4256 nt
Organism: Scomber scombrus (Atlantic mackerel)
Lineage: Eukaryota; Metazoa; Chordata; Actinopteri; Scombriformes; Scombridae
Gene: ptpn9b
Product: protein tyrosine phosphatase non-receptor type 9b
Exons: 13
Coding region: 7-2349 (780 amino acids)
Biological process (GO): protein dephosphorylation
Molecular function (GO): protein tyrosine phosphatase activity
Source: RefSeq, a predicted model, not a curated record